Messenger RNA from Topomyia yanbarensis, 5899 nucleotides. RefSeq names its product serine/threonine-protein phosphatase 6 regulatory ankyrin repeat subunit C-like. Bases 182 to 5767 code for a protein of 1861 amino acids. The transcript has a single exon. NCBI's taxonomy places the organism in Eukaryota, Metazoa, Arthropoda, Insecta, Diptera, Culicidae. The record is from RefSeq and is a predicted model, not a curated record. Gene Ontology annotation, molecular function: protein binding.
UUUAGAUAAAUUUAUCUCAAAUGAGUUCAAAUCAAUAGAGCACGAAAAACUUGAGAAGCUCGUGAAAGAUCUAGAUGAUGCCGUGACAGAUAAAACCAGACAUGAGAAGGUAUUGUUUGAACGUCUUAAAAAUGCAUUGAAACAGAUAGAAAACCCUUCGGAAAAUGUCAAAUAUGAUUAUAUGGUUGGAUUUUCUUUACUUAAAAGCUUUAGUAUCAGCAUGAGAGAUCAAAUAAUCAACCAAACUUUAAUCAGAGCAAUGAAACUGCGCGCCAAUUUGACACUAAACAAAAUUAUGCGCCCAGCGGAUCACUCACAUAAGUUAAAAGAAAUAGUUGAAUUGUCAGUGGCCAUUUGCCACAGCGUUAAAUUUAGAAGUAAAGUUAGCCAAGCAUCCUUUGCAGAAGUUGGGAGAAUAACAUACAAAAUGUUGUACAUUGUUCAGUUUGAAACAAAUAACAUAAAGUUUAUCGAGAAGUUGAGGGAAACACUGAAUGGAUACUACUCUUUGAACCUAAAGCAUAGACAAAAAAGAACAGAACAUUCGCAAGGAAAAACUUUAACCAAUCAACUGACUCAGAAGUUGGUGGAAUUAAAAAAUGUUUUAAAUACCAAUACGCCGAGCAAUAGUGUUGCAACUAAUCUACCCAUUUACAAAAAACACAAAAAAUUGCAAAUGAUAGUAGAAAUGUUAAUACUAGAUAUCAUGUCUAUAUUAAAUUGUUCUAAACCUUACUUGGAAAAUAAUCUUCUCUUCUUAGACGGAAACGCUCCAUUGUUAAUAGGUAAAAAUCUCCGCAAUCAUUUAGCCCACGACAACGCCUUGGUUGAAGUAUUGCUAACCGAUCCUUCAAUAGCAAUUUUUCUGAAUGCAAAAAAACUUUCUGAAGAAUAUGUUAUCGAAAAAAAGAGAAAAAUUGGAAAAAUGCUGAAUUAUGGUAUCGAAAGGUUGAAAGAAAAAUACGAAAAAGAUCUAGCCAUCAUUACAUACCAAGAAAAAAUGUUCGCCGGUUUGGCAGAAGGGAACUUAGAAAUAGUCACAAGUUGUUUGAAACAAGGAGCAGACUACCAUGCUAAAAAUAUCAACUCAUUCACCACACUACACUUUGCUGCCCAAGGGCCUAGUUUAGAAGCUGUGAAGUGUAUACUAGAUCAAAAUGUAUGCGUAACCGCAAAAGAUAUUGAAGGUAGAACUCCUCUACAUGUUGCUGCAGAAUGUGGGCGUAAAGAUACAGUAGAGUAUUUUAUAAAAAAAAUUGGUUUACCCGUGAACUUACAGAGCGAUGGAGGGAAAACGCCAUUACAUUUUGCCGCUCAAAAUGGUCACCGAGAAACGGUAGAAGUUUUGCUAACAAAUAAAGCUGAUUGUGCUAUUCGUGAUACAAGUGGUCUAACUCCUUUAUAUCACGCAAUUGUAAACAACCAUACGGAAAUAGCAAAAGCUCUUAUGAAAGAAGAAAAAAAUAAUAAUCUUAAUGAAGUGCUUGGAGGUUUCACUCCCCUGCAUAGUACAGCCGAGAAUGGCAAUCUGGAGUUGACUAACUAUUUGCUAGAUAAUAAUGUAGAUGUUAAUGCUAGAAGUGAUAGGGGUUGGACAGCAUUACACGCAGCAUCAUAUUACGGACAUCUCGGGGUAGUAAUUGCAUUGAUUCGAAAGAAAGCUGACAUCAACGCAAGAGUCAUUACUGGCUGUACAGCGUUGUUUUACGCAGUAGAGGCUGGUCAUGAAGAGAUAGUGAUCACGCUUUUGAAGUAUGGAGCAGAUGUGAAGGCAGCAGAAAAAAGCUAUCAUAAAACACCUUUACACGUAGCGGUUACGGCUGGAUACAUUAACAUCUUAAAGGUCUUACUGAAGUAUCAUUCAGACGUUAAUGCAACAACUGUGACCGGUGCUACUCCACUACAUCUUGCAGCACGUCGUGGCGACUCUGAAAUUGUAACUUUACUACUUAGCCAUUCAGCAAAAGUCCACGCUAGGGAUAGAUCCCAAGCUACACCGCUGCAUUACAGCUCUUCCAAAAACGUUGCAGAGUUGCUAAUACAAAGAAGCGCGCAAGUUGAUGCAAGGGACAUCAAAAACUUCACACCACUUCAUCAAGCUGCAAAGAACGAUUAUCGAGAUGUUGCUGAAUAUUUAAUACAGAAAUCGGCUAACACCAGAGCAAAGAGCGUCAAAGGUGUCACACCGUUGCAUGCAGCAGCUGAAAGCGGUAGUAUUGAUAUCAUCACUCUUUUACUUUCAAAAGAAGCAGACGUCAAUGCUAAAACCAAUGAUGGAUUCACGCCACUGCAUGCAGCUACUUUUAAUGGACAUGUAGAAGCUAUAACCCUUUUAAUAAAAUAUAAAGCUUCGGUCAAUGCAACAAAUAACCAAGGCCUCACACCUUUGCACGGAGCCAUCGUGAAAGGUCAUAAAGACAUUGUUUCUCUAUUGUUGAGCAAUGGUGCUGAGGUCAAUACAGGAAUUGAGAACGAAACGCCACUGCACCUGGCUGUGGAAGGCGGCCUGAAGGAAAUUGUAGAGAUUCUGUUGGCGAACGGGGCCAACGUGAAUGUUGGUAGUUUGACUCCACUGCAAUCUGCUAUUAAAUGCAAUCACAAGGAAAUUAUCAAACUGCUCAUUGAUGGCAAUUCUAACCUAAAUAUAAACAACAGUUUACCGUUGCAGUUUGCUAUCUUUAGUGGUAAUGCGGAUAUUGUAAAGCUUCUACUAAAACGAAACAUGCGCAUUCCCACGAAAAAUCCAGAAGGAUCUUUGUUACACAUGGCUGCUGUUAUGGGUCACAGUGACAUAGUAAGUAUGCUUGUAGAGGAAGGGUUUGAGAUUGAAGCCACAGAUAUGAAAGGCACAACGCCAUUGUACGCGGCUGCCGAACAUGGACAUCGAGAAGUGGUUGAAAUUUUGAUAGCUGCUGGAGCUAAUGUUAAUGUCAUGGACAGAGACGGUUAUCCAUUGCAACUGGCUGCAGGAAACGGUUAUGUAGAAAUUGUUAAGAUGCUAUUAGACGGUGGAGCUAACAUAUACUCUAAAGACAAAAUGGGAAGGACAUCCUUGGAAUUAGCAGUUUCGAAAGGCCAUAUGUCGGUAGUGAAAAUGUUACUAACGUACAAGCCACUAGAUUUGAACGCUAAAGGUAACGAUGGUUGGUCAUUACUGCAUAUUGCUUCCCAAGAGAAAAAUUUGGAAAUGGUAAAAUUUUUAGUUAGUAAAGGAUCCAAUAUUAAAGCUAAGAAUAUAUCCGGAUCAAAAGCCAUACAUAUUGCAGCUAGAGAAGGCUUUAAAGAAACCGUGAUUUUUUUCCUGAACCAGGGGAUGAGCAUCGAUGAACCUGGUUCAAGCAACCAGACACCUCUACACUAUGCCGCAAUGAAAGGUCACUUAAACGUCGUAAAAUGCUUGAUAUCAAAUAAUGCUAAUGUUAAUGCCACUGACACAACGGGCGUAACGGCCUUGCACAUUGCUGCGAUAUUUGGGUUUGAAAACGUAGUGAAAACUCUGUUGGAAAACGGAGCUAUCUACAAUCCUUCGGAUCGGCAUUUCAGAAGACCGAUAGGUAUGGCUAGUAACAAACAGGUUAUCAAGAUACUGACAUCAACGGACGAUUUAUUUGAAUACGUAAAACGUAACAAUCCCAUUAAAGCUACAAGUUGUAUUCAGGGAGGAGCUAUCGUUAAUGCAAAAAACUCCGAGAGCGACACUCCCUUGCAUCAUGCUGUUCAUGUAGGAUGUGAUAAAAUUGUCAAUAUUCUAUUAGAAAAUAAUGCUAAUCCAAACAUAACCAACAACCAAGGGAUCAGUCCUCUGAUGUAUGCUAGUAAAUUAUCACACUUAAAUAUUGUCAAGAUCUUGUUGGCAUCGGGUGCAAUCUACAAUGCAGUAUCAUACGGUGGUAAAACUUGUUUGGGUUAUGCUACAAAGAAAAAUAUAAUUGAUCUACUUAAAUUAGUGGAUGGUUCAUUUAAGAAAGUUAGAAAUGGGGAUGAAUCCCUUAUUAAAGACCUGGAACAAAUUAGAGACCUCGAUAUAUUUAAAGCUAUAAUGAACGCACGUGAUUUAGAAAACAACACACUAGUAAUCCUUGCAACAAUACGUAACUUUUCAAAAAUAGAACAAAUGAAACAAAUAACCCAAUGUAAUGUAUCGUCUGAGACUGACAGAGCGUUAACUUUUGUGAACUUAGGUGAGUUCCAGAAGGCAUUACAAAUUUAUUAUAAGGCGUAUGAGAAAAUAAAAAAUCUUCUCGGUCCAGAUAACCCUGGAGCACUGAACUUACAAACGCAUAUAGGUAAUGCACUUUAUGCACAAGGUUCGUACAAGGAAGCGAUGAACACCUUUGAAAACAUUUUCGAAAGACAGCACAAAACACUAGGGAUGAACAACAAAGAUACCUUGAGUACAAGAAGUAUGAUUGCCUUCUUGUUGCAUAUCGACGGUAAAAAUGAAGAAUCUCUAAGCUUGUAUCGAGAAAUUCUUGAAAUACAAAAAGAACUGCUAGGGCUAAAUCAUUCGGAUACUGUAGAUACUCAAAUGCAUAUGGCACUCGCACUGGACGCCCUGAGAAAGUAUGAUGAAGCGUUAAUCAUAAAUAAAGAAGUAUUUGAGAAAUAUAAAGAAACAUUGGGUACAAAUCACCCAAGCACAGUUCGAGCUCAAAAUAAUAUAGCACUUGCCCUUGCCAAUCAGGGAAAAUAUGAAGAGGCGCUGGAAUUGUACAAGUUAGUUUUAGAGAAGAAAAAGCAGGUGUUCGGAAUGAAUCAUUGUGAUACCUUGCGAACGAUGCGUAAUAUUGCCGGAGUACUUCACAAUCAAAACAAACACUACGAGGCUCUAAAAGCUCACGAAGAAGUUUUACGUUUGCAAACAACGGCGUUCGGUCCCAAUCAUCCUGAAACCUUAUUGACGCAAAACAAUUUGGCCAAUGUACUUUUCGCUCAGCACAAAUGGACAAGCGCGCUUAAAGUCUUUAGCGAAUGCCUUCCCAAAAUGAAAGCAACUUUCGGGCCUCUACACAGCAAUGUUCAGGAUGUUACAUCGAAAAUAGAAACAUUGAAUAUGUUGCGUGAAAUUGAAGGAAGAAAUCCAACGGAGUUACUCCCCCAUGAUGAUAUUAGUGCAGCAACCCGCAAUGGUGAUAUGGAAACAAUACAACAGUUGUUGAAAGAUGGAAACGAUAUCAACGAGAAAGAUAUUAAUGGAAGAACUCCAUUACAUUAUGCGGUUAGCCGAGGGCUACCAGAUUUGGUAAAAUUUCUUAUAGAUAAUGGAGCAAUUGUUAAUGAAACCACACACAAAGGAAAUACACCUCUACACACUGCAACAAUUAAAGGUAAUACGGCGAUUGUGGAUUUAUUACUACAAAAUGUAAAUCAAGACCAACUGAACGACUUCAUUAAUGCGAAAACGACUAGCAAGGGUACUACCUCGUUGCAUAUUGCAGCUGCAAAUGGGUUUUUAGGAGUCACAAAAACGUUACUGCGGAGAGGAGCCAUGUACAAUCCAAAAAACAACGAAAGCAAAACACCUCUUGAACUAACCAAAGACCAAUAUAUUAAAAAUAUUUUAGAGAUAAUAACUGGAUUAUUUGAAACUAUCAAAAGUGGCAAUGAUGAAAUGAUCGACAAACUCCGAACAUUGAAACGUGAUGAAUUAACAGCAAUAACGAAUGCACGAAAUAUGCAGAAACAUACAGUUUUGCAAGUUACAAUAGCUAAUGGUCACAGGAAUGUUGCUACUGAAAUAUUGAAAAUUAUAAAGAGUGUUCAGUAGGUUGCUUCAAUAUUAUCUUCACUAUUAUUUCAUUAUUAGUAUAUAAGGUGCCUAAAAAGGAACAAGUAAACCCUAUUAAUGAUAAACACAACGUUUUCAAAUUUUGUUGGUUUAAAUUGUAAAUUUUAUUGU